AUGUUUAAAUCAUCAUUGUUUUUGCGUUGUGUGUUCUUCUUUGCAAUCACGCCUUAUUUAGCUUCUGCUAUGACAGCAGAGCAGAGGGCGCAAAUCCAUGCACACUUCGAGACUGUGGGCAUGGAGUGCAACAAAGGUAGUAACAUGAUUACAGCUGACGAUAUCGCCAGCCUUAGGGCUAGGAAGAUACCAGCAGGACCAAAUGCCCCUUGCUUCUUAGCGUGCAUGUUAAAGCAUAUUGGUAUUAUGGAUGACAGUGGCUUAUUGCAAAAAGAAACAGCUCUUGAAAUGGCCAAAUCCGUCUUCCAAGAUCCUGAGGAGUUGAAACAAAUUGAAGAUUACCUCCAUUCGUGCUCUGGUGUUAACUCCGAGUCUGUAAGUGAUGGAGCGGCGGGCUGCGAACGCGCUAUGCUGGCUUACAAAUGCAUGACGGAAAACGCUUCUCAGUUCGGUAUCGAUGUUUAAAAGCAAACUGACUGCAUAGAAAAUUCUGGAUCCAAGGACUCGGCAUUUUUAAUUUUUAGUUCUAAGAUGAAUGUAUAAAUUAAAUUGUUUUAUUUAUUACUGUGUAUUGUAUUAAAUGGUUAUU
This is a messenger RNA of Helicoverpa zea (corn earworm), 589 nucleotides long. Its product is annotated as general odorant-binding protein 19d-like. NCBI's taxonomy places the organism in Eukaryota, Metazoa, Arthropoda, Insecta, Lepidoptera, Noctuidae. The record is from RefSeq and is a predicted model, not a curated record. Gene Ontology annotation, molecular function: odorant binding. The transcript is spliced from 5 exons. Bases 1 to 465 code for a protein of 154 amino acids.